AUGGACUUGCCUUCCUAAUUUAAUCUUGAACUUUAACCAGUCAGCAAUCAACAAUUACCUCUUUUAUCAAAUUCUGAAGAAGAAAACCAUGGGGAAAAGAGGUCCCUAUUAACCUUGCUGUUCUUCUUGGAUGUUUAUCCAAUGAUGAAGGUAUUGACAAACUCGAUAAUCUAGCAAUCUCAACAAGUCUCCCUUGAAAGCGAUUAAAUUAAAGAGCUUAGAUUUGAGAAGCGAUCUCUUAAAAUGCAUGAGUAGUUUUCUUCCCAUCUAUAAAAGGAUGGGAAACUUAUUAAAUAGCUUUUAUUAUUCUUUAUGUGUAAUAUUCUAUGUCAUAUUAGCUCCACUUCUAAAGGUUAUUCUAAUUCUGUUAAUAUUAACAUUGGGAUAGCUUUGCAUGCCUUUAUUAAUAAAAACUGUUAUUGACUUUAUUAAGAGUGAAAAUAGAGAUGAAAAUGAUGGACUCUAUUUGAUUUUGGCCAUUUUAUUUCUCAGAAUAAUGAACAUAUUUUCCCAAGCUCAUUCUAGAAGGAUGAUAGUAAUAUUUCAAUGAUAUUUAUAGCUUUGUGUAGGUUAUGACGCCAUGUCGGUAGUUAGUGUGGAAAUAAUGAGAAAGUGCUUGCGUGUUUCAUUGCUUAGUACUACCGAAUGGUCAAGUGGAGAAAUAACAAAUUUAAUAUAAGUAGAUGCUCAGAAACUAAUCCUCAUUACGAGUUACAUUUCUAGUGUAUUAAUGAUACCUAUACAAUUAGGUAAUUAAUAAUGUGUUAUAUCCUUUUAGGAAUCAGUUUAUAUUUAAUGUACAGUAUGAUAGGUCUGUCAUUUUUGAUUGGAUGUACAAUCAUAUUGAUAAUGAUACUGUUUAAUAUCUUUACAGGGAAGUAGAUCGUGAAAUCACAACGAAAAUUAUUGAAGGAUAAAGAUGAAAGAACAAAAAUAGCCAACGAAAUAUUCUCAUAAAUUAAAUUUAUCAAAAUUAAUGCUUUGGAAGAACACUUUUUGGUCAAAAUAGAUCAAGCCAGGGAGAAGGAGAUAAGCAGCAUAAAAAAUAGACUCUAUUACUCUGCAAUUAAUAUAUUUUCUGUAUGGUUGACACCUUAGUUAAUUUUGAGUAUGACCUUUGGUUUAUAUGUUUAUUUGGGACAUUAAUUGAAUCCCAGCACUACUUUUGCUAUCAUAAGCUUAUUUUAGAUUUUGCAACAACCUUUGCUUCAAUUACCAAUUGCUAUUAAUUCAUUGAUAGAGGCCAAUCUUUCAUUAAAAAGAAUAUCUAAAUUUCUGGCUACAAAUGAUCUGAUGACUAAUUGUAUCCACACAUCAGAAUUCAGAGAUCCAACAGCAGCAGUUGAUUUUCAGAAUGGAGUAUUCUAUUGGAACAAAUUAAUCAAUAAUUCAGUUGAAUUAAAUGGAAAUCAGGAAGAUCAGAAUGAAGGAGGAGAUAAUGUAAAGGAAAGAUUCUAAGCCCAAUAAAUAGAAUAGCCAAUAUUGAAAAAUAUCAAUUUGAGAAUAGAACCUGGAAAAUUUGUUUCGAUAAUUGGAGAUGUAGGCUCUGGAAAGACUUCGUUUUUAUAGGCACUUUUAGGAGAGAUGAUAUAUUUUGAAGGAUAUGGAUAGCCUAAAAUAAGAUUGAAUGGGAAAAUAGCAUAUGUUAGUUAGAAACCUUGGAUACAAAAUGCAUCAGUUAAGGAUAAUAUUACCUUUGGUAAAUAAUUUAAUUAGCAAUAAUAUGAUAAUGCCAUCUACUAUUCUUGUUUAACUCAAGAUUUGUAGAUUUUAAUUAAUGGAGAUUAAACUAUGAUCGGAGAAAAGGGAAUCAAUUUAUCAGGGGGACAAAAAGCGAGAAUCAGUUUGGCCAGAGCUAUUUAUAGUGAUUCUGAUAUCAUUCUUUUGGAUGAUCCAUUAAGUGCUGUUGAUGCUCAUGUUGGCAAUUUCAUCAUGAAAGAAUGCUUAUUAGGCAAACUAAAAUCAACUACUAGGAUUCUAAUCACUCAUGCUUUGAAUUAUUGUAAAUAUACAGAUUAUAUUUACUUAUUUGAAAAAGGAGAAGUGAUUGAGCAAGGUGCUUAUAGAAGUAUGCUCAAAAGUUAAAAGUUUUAGGAAAUCAAAACCAAGUUUAACAAUAAUUAUAAUGAAGAUUUAGAAGAUUCCCUAUUGAUUAUCAAUCCAUUAGACAGUUUCGUGAAGAAUCCUAAACCAGAAAAUAAUAAUAACAAUAUGAAUACCCUUACUACUAUUGCUCAACCUUAAUAAGAUGAAGUGGAUGAUCUUAUGAUAUUAGAAGAGAGAUAGAAAGGUAAUAUUAAUUAUGAAGUCUUCUUGUAAUAUUUUGCUCAUAAUGGGGGUUGUCUAAGUUUUUCAUUAGUGAUGGUGAUUAUGGUUGUCUGGAUAUUUUGCUACUUAGGUUCUAGCAUAUGGAUUUCAAAGUGGGCUGCUUUAUCAUCAACUGAUGAAGAAUUUUCAAGAAACACUUUGUACUUUUCAAUCUAUUUCACUUUCGGCUUUAUGCAGGCUUUCUUUGCCUUUCUUAGAGGAUUAACAAUUAUUCAUUAAUCAAUUAAAUCAGCCUAAAUAGUUCACACCAAAAUGAUGAACACUUUGAUUUAUGCUCCUUAAUGUUCAUUUUUCGAAAGAGUACCUUAAGGUAGGAUUAUGAAUAGACUAACUAAGGAUAUUAAUUCAUUAGAUACUGAAAUCUAUUGGAAUAUAAGUUGGCUCUACACGAAAGUCAGUCAAUUGAUUAGUAAUACUUUUCUAAAUGUAUAUGCAAGUACCUACCUUAUAAUAUUUCCUAUUAUGGGAUUCUUUCUCAUAUGUUUCAAAAUGAACAGACUAUAUAUGAAAGCUUCCAGAGAACUUCAAAGACUAGAGUUAAUCAGUAAAAGCCCUAUCCUAAGUUAUUUCACUGAAACCUUAUCAGGAUUAACUACAAUCAGGGCUUAUUAACAAACUAGUGAAUUUCUCUACAAUUUUUCAAGAAAAAUAGACACCAACAAAAAAAUAUAUUACAAGUAGGUUGAAUCUAAUGCAUGGUUUUUAUAAAUCUUAGGACUGUCUAGUCUUAUUGUAAACAUCUCAGCUAUAGUUUAUUGCAUCUAUUAUACUCAAAACCCAGCAUUUGCAGGACUUCUAAUGACAUAUGCCUCCAAUAUAGACAUAAACAUUCUUCAAACAGUUGAAUCUUUAAGCCUAUUAGAAAACGGUAUUAUUUCGUUUGAACGAUGUUUAGCAUACACAAAGUAACUUUUUAUAUUUAUUUUUAAGCGUCAAAUCAGAGAAGAGAAAUGAAAAUAAUGUCAAAGUGUAAAAUUGGCCAAAUCUUGGUGAAAUCUAAUUUGCUGACUUCUCUGUCUAAUAUCGUUCGAACCUCCCUCCUGCAUUAACUAAUUUAAAUUUCAAAAUCAAUUCCAAGGAAAAAAUUGGAGUUGUAGGUAGAACUGGAGCCGGCAAAUCAUCCAUCACCUUGAGUCUAUUAAGGAUCUUAGAAUCCUUAGAAGGACAAAUACUGAUUGAUGGUGUUGAUAUUUCAACGUUAUCACUUAAGCAAUUAAGGGAAUCAAUCACCAUAAUUUUACAAGAUGCUGUAAUAUUCAAUGCUACCAUAAAAGAAAAUCUAGACCCUUUAUGUCAAAGAUCUAAUGAAGAAAUUUUAACCACCAUUAAUUAAUGUUGCUUAGAUAGGUUAAUCAGCAAUAGGGAUGGAUUAAUGACUAAAAUCUCAGAAGGUGGAGACAAUUUAAGUGCUGGUGAAAAAUAAUUAAUAUGUAUUGCUAGAGCUAUUUUAAAAAAAACAAAAAUUGUUAUCAUUGAUGAAGCCACUGCAAACAUCGAUGUUGACACAGAACAUAGGAUUUAACAAGUGAUUUAAUCAGCAUUUCAAAAUUGCACUGUACUAACAAUUGCUCAUCGGAUAAAUACAAUUCUACAUUGUGAUAAGUAUUAAAUUUAUUAUUAAUUUAGAAUUAUAGUUAUUGAUAAAGGGUAGUUGAAAGAAUAUGGGUUCACCCAAGAACUAUUAAACGAUAAGAAUUCUACAUUCUAUUCGAUAUAUUAAGAAGCACUAUAAAAUGAAGCUCACUGAU
Paramecium octaurelia is the source of this 4076-nucleotide messenger RNA. Lineage: Eukaryota; Ciliophora; Oligohymenophorea; Peniculida; Parameciidae. The record is from the annotation of a GenBank genome assembly.